AUGGACGUGUCGCACCUAGCCUCCACCCUCGCCGCUGCCAUCCCCGCCGCCUGUCCACCUCACGCGCACGCCUCCCCCGUCUCCCCGGGCUUCUCCCCGCCAAUGCUCUCCCCGCGCUCGCCUGAAGUCAGUCCGCGGGGCAGCCGCCUCAAAGUGACGGCGGAUAUCAUUAUAGCGCGUACAAUCGACUCUGUCCUGGACCUCUCCUUCCCUUACGGCUCUGCUGCUGCUUCCCCCUCGAGAGUAGGCACAGACGCGGACAUCAGCAGCCCCACAGCAGGGGAGGCAGACACGCCCAAAAUAGGCCGGCCGGGGUCGCUGUGGGGGGGCGGCAAGGGGAGGAAGGGCGCAGUGUUCCCGGCGCUGCUGGUGGACGUGCCAGACAGCAGCAAGUCGCCCACAGGCGCUGGGCGUUCCUUCGCAGCAGAUGCGGCGGUGCAGUCUCCUGUGCCCAAUUCGUCCACCCCGCCCGAACCCCCUGCAUCCACACCCUCGUCCACCUCCUCCUCCAACCCCAGCCCUCUUGGCUUCACCUUCACACCAACGUCAGCACCAACAGCAGCAGCAGCAGCAGCAGCAGCAGCAGGAUCAGAAGCAGGUGGCCCAUCCUCUCCGUCGCUCCCCACCACCCCUCCCCCGCCACUCUCUCCUUCCCUUUCCAAACCCCAUACCCAGAUCUCCCCAUCCUUCCCAUCCCCUCUCGCCCACUCCCCGCACGCCUCCCUUUCGCCCACCUCCCUAGCAGCCACCUUCGCAGCCACCAGGGAAGCCACCCCUUCCGCCAUCUGCCGAUCCCCCAUCGCCUCCCCCCUCAACUCUCUCGGCCCCUCCCACUCCCCCGCUCUCACGCCCUCCCGCCGCCACCUACCGCCCUUCCCCGAGCCCCCCAUGGCGCCCUCUCUCUUCUCCGCUAUGGACAAGCUUCUCUCUGUCUCCACGGGAGCAGCAGACCUCCAACCCUCGCCGCUUCCCUCCCCCCUUGCCUCGCCUGCUCUCUCCCCCCUCCCAGGGUCUGCCUGGCCCCCGGCCCUGUCCCCUGCCCCAUCCCCUGGCCCGUCCCCAGGCCCCUCCCCGGUGCCCUCGCCUCUCUCUGCCACUGCCAGGAACGGCGCUCUGCCGUCCUUGUUCACCCGUGGCGCCUUCCCCAGUGGGACCGGUGGUGGCGCGGGCAGUGACGCGGGCAGUGACGCGGGCAGUGGGGCGGGCGUGAUGGGCAAUGGAUUGGAUGGCACGACUGGGGGGUUACCAUGGCUGGGGUUGGGGUUGGGGUUGGGCCCUGGGCCAGGGUCGGGGUCAGGGUCGGGCAGUAGUCCUGGCAAGGCGCGCACGCUGCUAGGCCUGGUGGACCCAGGGGAGGAGCCUGCAGCAGGGCAUGUAUCCCCGUUCAACAGCUCCCGCCGCCACCUCGAUGCCUUUCGCAGGACCCGCCCCUCUGGUCGCACUCCAGAUGGCUUUUCCUCCUCUUCUUCUUCGUCGUCUUCCUCCUCCUUCUCCCUCUCGUCCUCGUCACCCUCACCACUACCAUCAUCCACCCCCACCAGUGCCAUCGCAACCACUGCCACUCAGCAACCCACUACAGUGCAAGGUGCACACACCUCAUCCCAAUCCGCGUCCGCCUCGCGUUCCUCUGGCCUACCUGUGCGUAUGACUGCCUCGUAUCGCUCCAAGUCACUGGAGCAGGCGCCAGUGGAAGCAGUGCCGGUGGGGGUGCUGUAUCAGAAGAGCCACUCGCUUGAUCUGGACCUCUCAAGGGUCACGUUUGACGGGCCACUCGUGGGCGGGCUGGAGGAGCCCCUGCAUCUGCCCAGCUUCACCAGCGGCGCCCUCCCCUGGCACCGCAAGAAGAGCCCGCCUCCCUUUGCUGCUGGCGCACGCGCGCUAGAGGCGCUGCGGCGAGCAGAGGGUGCUGCUGCUGCCCAUGCUGCUGCUGGGACUGGGUCUGCUGCUGGGGCUGGCGGGUCUGAGGCUGCUGGGACUGCUGGGGCGGGUGGUGAGAGCAUGGUGGGUGAGAGUGUUGAUGAGGAUGGGGUUCUUUUGCCCUCGUCUGCUCUGCCCUGGGGUGAUUCUGCAGCAGCUGCUGCAGGAGGAGGAGGAGGUGGGGUGGGUGGGUGGGCGGUGGAGCGAUUGGUGGUGGAGAGGGAAGAGGAGGGGGAGAUGGAGCAGGCAAUCAGAGAUGUGAAGAGCGGCAAGGAGGGGCAAGUGAAUGCUGUGGACUCCAACCCUGGGUUGAUCCAGGGUAAUGCCGUUGCUGGUGGGCGUGAUGAUAGUGGUGGAGGGGCGGAGGGUAUCGCCAGGGAUAAUGGCACUACUGCUGCACCGGGCGGCAGUGCUCUGGAUGGCUCGUUUGACUCUCUUUUUGGUGCCUCUGCAGGGGUUCUCCUGCCACUCGUGCCUGUGCUGCCGCCGCUUAAAGCCGAUGCUGCAUCUGUCCUCUCCUUCCACACACCUGCCACAUCUGCCACCGCUGCAGCUGUCCCAGCAGACCCAGUAGCAGGAGCAGCAGCAGCAGCAGCAGCGGGGACAAGGGACAAAGAAGCAGCAGCACAAGGCACUGACGUUCUUACAAACCACGUGCCACACAGGCACACACCACCCCAUCACCCUCCCCUGGGCCUCCUACCCCUCUCCAUCCCCGGCAGCACCAAGCCUCACCCAGCAGCACCCGCCCCACUCCACACCGCGCCCUCCCCCUCCCCUUCCUCCCUCACCCCCUCCCCCCUCGCCUCCUCGCCUCUCAUCACCCCAUCGCCCACCAGCGGCCCCCACAGAGCCUUCCCGCGCUCAGCCACGUGCUCCUCUCUGCCUGUGCGCUCGCCCCUCUCCUCCUCCCCCAUCGCCUCUCCCGGGUCUCUAGAGGCGCUCUUCCAGUCGUCCAAGCACCACGGCGGGGUUGUGUUGGAGAAUUCUGUAAAGUCCCCCGGAGUGGGAUUUGAUCACCAUUCUAGCCUCUCGGCCUCCUCCCGCCUUGCGCUCCCGCUCCCUCCCUCUUCUUCCUCCUCUACCCCCUCCUCCACUCCCAACGCUGCAUCAGCAGUAUCAGCCCGGGCAGCAUCACUAGCAGCAGCAACAGCAGCCACAUCAUCCCCCGCUCCAUCGCUCUCCCCGCUCCUCCUCGCUGGCUCCACUGCUUCUCCCUCCACUGCUCCCGCGCUGCUAUCCCGCCCCGCACUCGCACGCUACCACAGCAUGCCAGCAGCCCAGAUGGGCCACCUCCCCAUGCCCGCCCUUGCCCCCAUGCACUCCUUCCUCGACUCGUCCGCCAACCCUGUAUCCCUGGAGGAGCUGUUUCAGCAAACCCGGCUGUCAGGGGUUGUGCCUGUGUUAUCGCCCCUGCCGUCCCCACUCAUCUCCCCAGCACUCAGCUCGCCUGCCUCUGCUGCCGCAUCCCCUAUAGCCGCUUCCCCUGCUGCUGCUGCUGCUGCUGCCGCUGCUGGUGUCAGCACCUCUGGUUUCAUCUCCCCGGUGCUUUUCUCGCCCGUGCUGCUAUCCCCAGCCAUGUCCCCGGGUGUGGCACCACCAGUGCCUCCGCCCACUCCUGCCAAGCCCUCUGUCACGCUGCUUGGCCUUGUUCCUUCCUCCUCUUCCGCCUCCUCCCCGUCUUUCUCCAAGCAUCAGCCUUCCCCUCCUCCAUCCGCUUCCUUGCCGUCCCUCUUCUCCUCCUCCCCCCCCCCCCCCCCUUCCUCCUCCUCCUCCUCCUCCUCCUCCUCCUCCUCCUCCUCCUCCUCCUCCUCCUCCUCCUCCUCCUCCUCCUCCUCCUCCUCCUCCUCCUCUUACUCCUCCUCCCCCUCCCCCCCCACCACCAGCGCACCCCCUCCCACCAACCCCUCCUUCUCACCAGCCCCACCAUUCCACCACUUAAUCCCAACCCCACCUCCUCCCCGCUCCCCUUCCGCCGACCCGCGCUCCCCACGCCACAGCAUGAUACACUCCAACCCACACUCACCCAGGCACGGCUGGCACUCACCCAUCCCCUCAACCUCAACCAUCCCCACACACGACCCUUUCUCUCUCCACCACGCGCCCUCCAGCAGCGGCGGCCCCAUACACUCUGUGCAGAGCCCCUCGCGCCCGCGCUCCCCCGUGCCGCUCUCUCCCCGUGUGCUGCGCCAAGUGGCUGCUUCCAACAGUUUCAACAGCAGCAGCCCCCGUGCUGCCUCUGCUGCUGCGGCGGCGGCUGUGGCUGCGGCUGCUGCUGCAACAGAGCCUGCUGCUGCUGCAUCAGGUGGGUUUUCAGGUGGUGGAGGGUUGGAAGAGGCGGCUCCUCUCUCGCAGCUCGACGUGCUCGUUGCUCUCUCUGCCGGCGCUCUCCCUGUCAUGCCCACGCACACCUCUCCCACCGCUUCCAUUUCUCCCGCCACCACUCCCGACCGCUUCUCACCCACAUGGCCCGCAACAGCAGCACACAGCCCUUCCACUCCUGUCGUCGCUGCAGCAGCAAUCAACCACACCGAGUCACCAGCGGCAGGACCUCGCACCCCUGUGAGUGUAUUCAGCACAGCAGGACCAGGAGCAGCGACUGGCAGCACAGGCAGUCCCAGGCACGGUCGGCCCAUGCGCACGCUGCUAGGCCUGGUGGAGGUGCGGGAGGAGGAGCCCCCUAAAUCCCCCCGCAGCGCCAACCCCUCCCCUCGCAGCCGCCAUAUACGGCGCCACAGCAUGCCCAGUGCCAAGAGCAACCUCGGUGCUGCUGGUAGCUAUGGUGCGGACGGGGCAGGGGGAGGGGUUGGUGGGGGAGGGGGGACGGGUUCAGUGCCUGCUGCUGCUCCUGAGGCGUCUCCCCAGGGUGAUGCUGUUGGUGCUGCGGCCAGUGCUGGUCAAUGUGCUGCUGAUGCUGCUGCUGCUGCUCCUGCUGCUGCCCCUAGUGCUGUUUCCUCACUCGUCUUACCAGUAGAUCGACAGCAGCAGCAGCAGCAGCAGGCGCUGCAGCAGAGGCAGCGGCAGCAGCAGCAGGACCAAGGGUACGCUGCAGUGGGGCUGACCCAUCUGGGUCCGUUGCAGGGGGGCGGGGAGGAGGAGCAGCAGUUCCAUCUGCAGCUUCCCAACUUCAAGACUGCUCGCCCUCCCUUCCUACGCGACUCUGCCUCCCCUGCUGCUGCUCACAGCCCUGCCUCUCCUGCUGCUGCUCAGAAUGAGCACGUGUUGCUGCCAGCAGGGCUAGGGGCAGAGAGGGAAGGCGGGGGGAGUGCUGGUGGGGAUAUGGGGAGACGGGGAGUGGGGAAUACAGGCGGGGGAGAUGCGCCAAAGAGAGUGGUGCAGCCGGCAGAAGCAGGAGAUGCAGUGGCUGUAGCGGCUGGUGAGGCUGUGCCUACAGGUGCAGUUGCCGACAGUGGGAAAGCUGUUUCUGCUGCUGCUGCUGCUUCUGCUGCGCUCGUUUCACAGGAGAGCGGAAAUGGAGCAGGUGCGGCCGGGUCAACAGGGCUGCCAGGGUCGGCAGGGGUGUCAGGGUCGGUGGAGGCACGGAGGAUACUGGCUUUGCUGCAGCGACUGCGAGAGCCGCUGGUGGCAGCACGGGGCAAGCUGCAGGCGGGCAGUGCUGAGGCUGUUGCUGUGGAGGAGGCUGCUCGUGCUGUUGAGGGGGACCUGCUCCGCCUGCUGGGGGAAGCGGGGGAAGGGGAGGGGGGAGAGGGGGACGGGGGAGUGGGUGAGGGGGGAGAUGGGGACAGGGGAGUGGGGGAGGGGAAAGAUGGGGACGGGGGAGGGCAGGGGAGAGCGGAUCGGGGGAAAGGGGAGCAGGGGAGAGGGGAUUUGAGGGUUCGUGGUGGGGAUGAGGAGGGGGAUGUGGUGGAGGGAGAGGGGGAGAAGGUGGGGAUGAGAAUGGAUGGAUUGGGGGAUGGAAGAAGGGAUGAGGGGAAGGUGGAUGGAGGGGAGGGGAGCGCAGGAGAAGGGGUUGCAGCAAGGGGGGGUUGCGCAGUGGAGGUAGCCCCAAGAGCCUCUUCAAAUGAUGGUGCCACUGAUGCUGUGCCUGGUGCUGCACCUGCUCGUGUGCUACCAUCAUCAUUGUCAGCAGCAGCAGAAGCAGAAGCAGGAGCAGUAGAAGCAGCAGGAGCAGUAGAAGCAGAGAGGCAGGUGUUGGGAAAUACUGACAGUGGUGAGGUGGAUGAGGCGUUGGAGGGAGCAAUGAGAGACAGCGGCGCACAGGAGGGGGUGAUUGCAGAGAGGAGACGAGAGCAAGGGGUGGGGAAGGAGGGCGUGCGGUUGGGCUUGGCGGGAGAGGAAGAGGAGGACGGCAGCCGGAGCGGUGAGGCAAGGAGUGUGGAGAAGGAGCGUGAGGGGCAGCGGCUGUGGGAUGAACGGGAGAGAGCAGCAGCGAGUGGGGAAGGUGGGGAAGGGGCGGGAGUGGGGUUAGGAGCAGGGCGGAGAGAGCAGCAGUCAGCAGCUGUGAAGUCGGCAUGGCGUGCAGGGGAGGCAGUGGGGCUUCAUGCUGUGUUGGCAGGUGGUGAUGUGAGGGAGGUGGAGCUGUCGUUCAAGGAGAGCUUGAGCCGGGAAGAUAAAGGGAUGCAUGCUGGUGGUGGUGUGGAGGGGCAGGGUCGCUAUGAUGACAGGAGCAACUACCGCCGUUCUCAUCACCAGGGACAGCAGCAGGAGCAGCAGCAGCAGCAGCAGCAGCAGCAGCAGCAGAAGGAGCAGAAGCAGAAGGAGCAGAAUGAGCAGCAGCAGCAGCGGCAGCGGCGGGAGAAGGCACACAAACAGCCGUCAAUGGAGGGCGUUUCCGCGCUGGAGCUUCAAGCAGCUCUGCAGCAGGUGGUGAACCUAGGCGCAGCCAUGGACGGCGCAACACUCGGGGGGGUAGAACGAGGAGAAAGAGGAGAAAGAGGAGGAGGAGGAGGAGGAGCGAUAGGCAAGGAGAGCACUGGGAGGAGGGGCAGGGAUGGGGAGGCCGGGAAAGGGACUGGCACUAUUAAGUUGGAGCAUGUUGAUGGGUACGAGCAUGCAUCAGACAGCGGUAGCAGCAGCUGCACCCACCGGGGUACACAACCCGGAGGUGGUGCAUCUGGCGAUGCUCCUGCUGGUUCUGGCGCUGCCUUUGCUGCUGCGGGUAAAAUCGCUGCUGGAUCGGCUGGUGCUGGCGGCAGCAGUACCCAAGGGAGCUUGCGUGGUGAUUUGUGGCCUCUUUCCCACGCCAAGCCGACUCGCUUCAAGGAAGGCAGUGUGGGCAGCAGUGGGGUGGGCAGCCGAACAGGCAGUGGUGUGGGCAGUGGGGCAGGCAGUGCGGCAGGCAGUAGCAUGGGGAGUGCAGCAGACUCUGGGGCGGACUCUGGUGUAGACACAAGGCAGCACAGGCUGAGGCUGCAGAGGAGGGAGAAGGAGCGUGCGGUUAGCGUUGCGGGCGGCAGCAGCAGCAGCAGCAGCGCUGUUGGCGGAGCGGUGGCGAGGGGUGGAGUGGUGUCGAUGACGGUGGAGGGCGGUAAGGUGGUGGUGUCUGGCACUCUCAAGUACACACGAGAGGUGCGGUUCUCAGGGAUAUGGUCCCAGGAUGGCCUUGACAUUACCUCUGCUGCUGCUCUUGCUCAUUCUGAUAUCGCUGCUGAUUCUGCUGCUAAUGAUGAUGCUCAUCACCAUGAUGCUCUUGUCGUGCAUCGUAAGGGCACUGCUGCUGCUGCUGCUGCUGGCACUGCUGCUGCUGCUGCUGCUGCUGCUGCUGCCUCUCUUGCUUCCGGUAAGGGGCCGCAGGUGCGGCAACCCAGGAGUGGCGUCAGGGCGGAGAAGAGCAGAGGCAGAAAGUACCGGCUGUCGCUGCUGGGGAAUGUCGUGGAAGGUGGCGGUGGGAGUGAGGGGACGAGUGGGGUGACGAGUGGGGUGAAUAGUGGGAUGGGGAGUGAGGGAGUGAGUGAGGUUGGGAGCGAGGGAGUGAGUGAGGGGGGGAGUGAGGUGGUUAUGAUGCAGAGAGGGAGGCGCGUGAAGAGCCAGAGCAGGAGCAGGGAGAGUGGAGGCACUGGUGGGUCAUUAGGUGGCAGUGGGAAUGUUAGUGGGAGUGGGAGUGCGAGUGGCAGUGGGUGGAGCAGCAGAGGAGUGGAGGCCGGGGCGAGGAGAAGGAAGGGAAAGAGCAGGAUGGGGCUAGCGGCAGAGAGCGGUUCAGUGGGGUCAGCAGGGAGUGCAGUAGGAGGGGUUGAAGCAGAUGGAGCAACUGGGGAAGGGAGUGGGAGAGGAAGGGGAAGAGGAAGGGCGAGAGGGAAGGGGAGAGGAAGCGGUGGAGAGGCAUUAGGUGCAGCAGCAGCAGCAGCAGCAGCAGCAGCAGAAGCAGCAGAAGCAGAAGCAGAGGCAGUGGGAGGGGCAGGUAGGGUGUCUAUUGGGCAGCCGGGUAUUGGGGCAGUGCAGCAGGCACAAAGGAGUGAAGAGGGCGCGUGGAGCGAGGGCAAAGGAGAGACGGAUGGGGAGGAAAGGCAGGAUGAGGAGAUGCAUGGGGAUGGUGGCGUUGCUUGCCAUGAUGGCAGCAGCAGCAGCAGCAGUGAGGAUGUGUUCUACGAGGCGCGGGAGAUGGUGAGCUCGCCAGGGUCAGUGGUAGGGUCGGUGGCAGGUUCGGCAUUGGCGUCGGUGUCAGCAUCGGACGAUGAGGGCAUGUGGAGUUGCAACUCAUCUUCCCGCAUGCUCAACGCCCCGACUACUCUCCCUUCCCCUGCCUACGCUGCUGCUGCCACUUCUCCUGCACCUGAUGCUAGUGCUGCCACUGCCAUGGGCACUCUCAAAACACUCUACACCCGCUCCCCGUCCCCUCCCCUCCCCUCCUCCAACCCCUUCUCCCUAUCCCCCUCCAACCGGCUUCCCUCGUCCUCCUCCUCGCCCUUCACGCACCCGCCCUUCCGCCCACUCCCUCCCGAUGCGCAGCUGCUGCUGCAGCGCUCCAUGAUUCCCCACCCGCGCCGCAGCCCCCUGGGUAUCCGCCGCACUGUCUCCGAUCUCACUGCUGAGGUCAGUGCUCUCAGGGCCGCCUCUGCCUCUGCUGCUGCCUCUGCCGCUGCUGCUGCUGCGGCGGCGGCUGCUGCGGCUGCAGCUGCUGGAGCAGCUGGUUCAGGCGCUGCCGCUGGUGGUGCCUUUGGUGGGGGCGCGGGUACGGGGUUUGGUGGUUUCGGUGCAGGCAGUGGCAGCAGCAGCGGCGGCGGAGCAGCAGUGAAUGCGCGGCGCCGUGCAGCAGCGAUCUCAGCGCUGAGAGCAGCUGCUUUAGAAGGGCAGCUGCAGCAGUCGAACCACCCAGGAGUGUACACCAAACGAGCAAUGGCAGGGCUGGGGGGGUUGGGAGGAGUGGGAGGGGAUGGUGGAGGGAGCUGGGGAGGCGGGGUUGGAGGAGUGGGGUUCGGGGGAAUGGGUGGGAGAGGGGUGGGGAUGCGAGGAGGAGUGGGGGAAGGGCUAGGGGAGGAUAUGCUAUUAGGCACGCCUGCGGCCGUGUUUGGGCGGAGCAGCAGUGGGUUAGGCAGCACAGAAGGAGGAGCAAGCACAGGGCUAUCUCCCGUACACUUGAACAUGGGUAUGGGCAUGGGCAUGGGCAUGGGCAUGGGCAUGGGAGUGAAUAGAGCAGCCAGUCCGGGUACUGUCUCCAUACCCUCCCCGGGCCUAUCGGGUCCUUCCUGGCAGCUUCUCUCUUUCCCUGAAGACAUGGCUACCGGUUCCCGCCCCUCCUCCUCCUCACACACUCUCACCCCGCAGUCCGCUUCUCGCACCCCCUCUGCCCUGGCCCCUGGCGUGGCGGAUUUUCUCUGGGGAUCGGGCAGUUUCCGGGGUGUGUUAGAGGGCCCCGGGCUUUUCCACUGGGGCUCUGGCAGUAGUACGAGCAGAGGGGGAUGGACGGCAGGGGGAGAGGGGGGCACGGGGGGAGGAGGCGGCGGGGACGGGAGCGGCGAAGGGGAACGGGGCGGGGGAAGCAGCGGGGGGAGAGCCGGGCUGGGGAGUGGAGGCGGGGGGAGUAGAGGCGGCACGGGGGGGAGUGGGGGGGGCAUUGGGCGGCUGGGGAGUGGGGGGGGGCGCAGCAGCGGGAGCGGCAGCGGGGGAUCGACAGGAUCGGGGUACCGAUUUGCAGUGCCGAUACAGCGGGCAGUGGCGGAGACAGAUGACUAUGAGGAGGGGCAGGUGUGCCCUCUGUCGCGCUCUAACAGUGCUAAUCUGGAUGUGCUGCUGCAUGGCAUGCACUCGGGGCACUCUGUGCCACCCCCCUGGGAUAGUGGGGACAUGGAUGGGGUUGUGGAUGGGCCAGGCGCGGGUGCUGCUGGUGGGGAAAGUGGGGCUGGUGGGGUGAGUGAGGUGGGUUCAGCAGCAGCGGCAGAUGUGGGUGUACGGACGGAAGGGGUGGGUGAGAGUGAGGGAGUUGGGGAGGAGAGGAGGGAGGGGGGUUUUGAGGGGCAGAAGGGGGAAGGUGUUACAGAGGAGGGGAGAGGAGUGGGAACGGCAGGGAGGGUGGGUGGCGAGGGUGGGAGUGAUGCGGAGGGUGAAGGAAGGGAGGGCGAGCAGGGAGAUGCAGGGCGACAGGAGGACGUGCAGGUGGGUGGGGGUGGGCGUGGGGGUGCUACUGGUGCUGCUGGUGGCGGAGGAGAAAACGAUGUGCAGGAGGGUGCAGAUACGGAGAUUGAGCCAGGGAAUUCCGUUCCACCCAAUGCUUUUGCUGUCGCUUCUGCUGCUCCUGCCUCUCCUGGUGCUCCGGGUGCAGUUGCAGCUGCUGUUAGCAAAGCUGACAGUGACCUGGGUAAGCUGGUAGGUGAGGGAGGAGGUGGUGGAGGUGGUGGAGGUGGUGGAGGUGGUGGAGGUGGUGGAGGUGGAGUAGGAGGAGGGGUUGAUAUACCAGAAGAGGAACGUGCAGCAGCAAGCACAGGUGCAGGACCAGACGGCGAUAGCCCAAACCAUCCAUCUGCCGAGCAUGGGGAAGGAGCAAGGGCGGGCGGAGGAGUCAGCAUACCCACCCAACCGUCAACCUCAUCACUCACACCCACCCAGCCCUCCCCUCAUCCAUCCCGCCAGCCCAUCACCCAACCAAUGCCGCAGCCUCAAUCCCAGCCCAUCCAGCAGCCUGUGCCUCCGCCUGUAAUGCGGCCACAGAGCCCGCCAUCGCACCAGCGCCCGCUGUCUCCUCUCAGGCACCACCAGCACCGCCUGCAGCCGUCGCUGCUGGGUCGCCGCCCUGCCUCCCCCCACACCGCGCCCGCUGCUGUCGGCGGCCUCGCCUCCCCUGCUGCCCCGCAGCCUCAGCUGUCCACUGCUCUGGCUUCUUCUGCUUCUCCUUCCGCUGCAUUCUCUGCUGCUCCUUUGGACGAUUUUCCUGCAGUGGUGGUGCCUCAACGCGGGGGUUUGGAUCGUGGUGGGUUUGCUGCCUCUCCCUCUGCCUCCUCGCCCUCCUCGCCGCACCUCACCUCUCCUGCGUCGCCUGCUUCUCCUGCCUCCCCGGCCUCUCCUGCUCCUGCUGACAGCAGCAGCAUCUGUGGGCCUUCACCUGCUUUUGCUCCAAGAGCAGUCAACCCAUCAGCUUCACCCAUUCACUCUUGGAUCGCUGCUACCAUGUACGCUGCUGCUAAUGCCAACCACACCGCCACCCGCCCCACCACCGCCACCGCCACCACCACCACCACCACUGCCACCAGCACUGGUUCCCCCUUGACGCCUUCGCUCGCUGCAUCAGUCGCCCCUGCUGAUGCCCCAGACACAGAAUACCCCACGCCUGAUGUCCCUGCAGGCGCAGCAGCAGGCAUGAGCGAACCCACGCCCUCCUCACCACCCACUGCAUCACUCUCAACAGCAUCUGCGGCAGCACCAGCGCCAGCGCCAGCAGCAGCAGCAGCGGCGGCAGCGGACAUGGGGCUGAGUCUUGGGGGAGACAUUGUCAAGGAUACCCGCGUCGCUGCACGCAUUCUGGAGCAGCAGCAGCAGCAGCAGCAGCAGCAAGGGGGGGCGGUACCGGUCCGCGUGUGGUCUAACAGCAGCAGGGUCAGCAACAGCAGUGAUGCUGAUGGGGCUUCUCCUGCUGUCAUUGCUGUGGCUGCUGCAACUGUUGCUGGCGCUGCUGUUGCCUCUGGGGCUAGCGAUGGGGCUCUUGGGCUGGCGAGCAACCCACCUCUGCUGGUGCUGCGUGCUGUCAGUGCUUCUGGGUCGGAGCCUGCGCCCCUGCAACCGCCCUCGGUGCUUGUGAGUCGAGAGCGAGGGUUCGCGUCUGUGAUUCCCGGGCCAUCGCCACCGGCCAAUGCAGCACCAGCACCUGCAUCUGCUGCAUCAUCAGCAUCUGUAGCAGCAACAGCAGGAACAGCAAGAACAGCAGGAACAGCUGCAUCUGCUGCUGCUGCGACAGCUGCUGCUAUUGCCAGCAGCAGUGUGGCGAGUCCGAGUGUGAGUGUGAGUGUGAGUGCAGCAGAAGAAUCGGUGGUGGAGGGCAUGAGAGAGCCAGGGAUGAUGCCGCUGGUGCAGGCAGGGCGAGCUGUACCAGAAGAAAGUCUCACUGCCCUUAGUCACAACAGCAGCAUCGCCUCUACUACCCCUCCUCCUGCUCCUGCACCUGCUGUGAUUUCUGCUACUGCCCCUGCUGCGGCUCCUGCCACUUCUGCUACCAGCAGUGGCAGUGGCAGUGGCAGUGGUGGUGCUGUGGUAUCUGGAAGCAGGGUGAAAGGGGACAGUGGUGGAGCAGGGGGGAGCAGCAUGAGUGGCAACAGCAGCCCAGGCUAUUCAGCAGCCACAAGCCCUGCUUUAGCUGCUGCUGUAGCUUCUGCUGCUGCUGCUGCUGCUGCUGGUGGUCCUGGUCCUGGUUCAAUGGGCAGUCCUGCAAGCGAUUUGGGUCAGCAUCAUUACUACCACCACCACUACCACCAUCACCACCACCACCACUUGCGCGUCUUCCCCUCCUUCCGGAAACGGAAGCAGCGGUAUGUAGAAGCCGAGAGCCUGGCUGCUGGUGCAGCUUAUAACGCAGAAGCCAGUAUGGGGUACGCGCCUGCUGUGGGCAGCAAUGUGGGCGUGGGUGGCAGUGCAAGCACAGGUGCAGGUGCAAGGACAGGGAAUGCCCACACAGGCAUGAUGAGGACGCCCUCAGCUUCCUCUGCCACUCCCAGCAGCGACAGUACCGGGAGCAGUGUGAGGGGCCCCGGGGGCGUGGCAGGCAUGGUGGCGCGCACAAGAAUCGGCGGCAGUGGCAGGAGAAGCAAUGCUGCUGCUGCCGCUGGUGCCGGCCGUGCGGGAGGGACUGGAGGGGGUGUAUCGCCGUUUGGGUCCUCCCCAGCAACGGAAGGAUGUUCUGCUCACAGCACGGAGAAGUGUGGGGCUGACGUGUUGCGUCCGGCCACAUCGGUGACGUCACUCGGGGUGUCGUCCCCGCCACCCGCUGCGCUCGCGUCGUCGUCGCUCGACCGCCACAGGCGGCGGCAGCGGGCCGUGCUGGACUGGGGGAGCAGCGUCGCGGGAGCGGCGGCGAGUAGCAGCAUGUCGCGGCCAAUGGCGCUGGGGCUCGUGCUGCUCGUGCUCUUCCUCACGUCGCAGUCCGAGUGGCGGUCGUCGCGCUCCCACAUGGACGCCGCCGCGUCCGCCGCGUCGAAGCAGAUGCGCGUGGAGAAGCACCGGGAUGGCGUCAAGGAGAAGGUGCGCGCGCGUCGCUUAUUCCUCCUUGCAUGCUCCACGCUUUCUUUCCUACCCACGUCCCUCUUUCCUCCUUUCCCGCUCCCGUCCCGAAUCUUCGUUAUCAUCAUGGAUCUAAUGGUGGAGAACAAGCGUCUGGAGGCGGAGAGGGAGCGGCUUCGGCACGUGGUGGAGGAGAUGCAACGGCGCCUGGUGGCGUGCUGCCAUGCCAACCCGCACCUCGACACCUUCGAGCCCUCCACUCUCAGGCCCUCCUCUCGCCUCUCCCCGCAGACCCUGGAUGACCGCUUCCUCUCCUCCUCCUCCUCUUCUUCCUCCUCUUCCUCCUUUUUCCCCUCCGCAUCCUCCUCCUACUCCUCCUCUGCCUCCUCGUCUGCUUCGUCCUCAUCUUCCUCUGCUUCCUCCUUCUCCUCCGCCUCGUCCUCUUCCGCCGCCCUCCCCUCAAUCACCAGCGGAUCCUCCCACGCCGUGAUGUUUGGGCAGCCAAAUGCUGAUUCCCCAGGCAUGCAGCGACAGGCAGGCGCGCAGAGCGACGGCGGGCGGGAGUAUCAGCGGCAGCAGCUGCUCACUCGCAGGCACGUCGAGGAGGCGUUAGCGGGAGGCGGUGGCUUCGACGCUGAUCCGCAGGAGCAGGAGCAACAGCAGGAGGAGGAGGAGGAGGAGCAGCAGCAGCAGCAGCAGCAGCAGCAGCAACAGCAGCAGUUGACGCAGCAGCUGCAGUCGCAGCAGCAGCAGUUGGCUGUGCCACAGGGGAAAGGAGAGUUCCUAUCUCAGGAGCUUGAGGAGCAGCAGAGCUCAUAUGCAGGUAGCAGCAGUUUGAGCAGCAGUACUGGCAGCAGCAUGGCUAGCAGCAUUGCAAGCAGUGGGGAGGGCAGUGCACGGAGCAGUGUGCAUGUGAUGCAGGAGAAUGGUGCGGGUGCUGAUGUGCUUGCAGGUAUGGGUGCAGUGCGUUUUGAAGAGGAAUCCAGUGGUAGUCAAGGGGGCUCAGGUGCAUGA
Molecule: messenger RNA, 14529 nt
Organism: Closterium sp. Naga37s-1
Lineage: Eukaryota; Viridiplantae; Streptophyta; Zygnematophyceae; Desmidiales; Closteriaceae
Source: the annotation of a GenBank genome assembly